AUGGUCGCUGUAGUAUGAAGUAAUCAAUAUUGAAAAAGAAAAUUUCCACAAGAAAUUCCACUAAUUAUCUCAAGAACCACCGCCUUUUUUUUUUGCCCCGUGAUAUUUGUGAGAGCAUUGAGAGAAAAAUUUGACUCGCAGAGGGGUCACUGAUAAGAGCUGCGCAACCACUUCCAAGGUUUUCGAAUACUAUUAUGAGAAAGCCGUUUUUGUUUCAUCAUCUGAUUUAUUUUUCCUUAUCAAAACUUUUUUUUCUUUCAUUUCUCUAAGUUUGCAAAACUUUUUUUCAAAAACAUUCUUUUACAAGAAAAAAAAAUGAUGAUGGCAUCAUCAUUUAUGUCAGUUGCGAAACUUUGAAAACGUAUUCUUCCGGAAAAAUUUUUUUUUUGAAUAAAAUAUUUUCUACUGUUUUGAGAACUUUUUUCAACCUUUGAGUUGAACGUUGAACGUUUUUCUUUCCAUUUCACACGAAGAGUAAUUCUUUCUUUCAGGUCCAGCUCUGUGGCCGAAUGGCUCAGCUGGGAAAUGAUGAAAACUUGAAGUUGUUCAGAAAUUCAGCUGACAGGGGGAGACGUUGGCGGAAAGAAUCAAACGGAAGAUGGCGCGAAGAAGAACAAAAAAGUUCCGACGAAGACGAAAAUACAUUCAACUUUCCCGGAGAGACGACUCAACUUUUUUCUGGCACAAAUCCAAUAAGAAGAACAACAGGUGGCCUUGAGAAUUUUCGCUCGGAACUUUUAAGUUACAGAUCAAGAUAUUGAGGGUCAGAUCAGAUCAAUGGUCCCGAAAAUCAGAAAAAAGACCAUAAGACCAGGUGAGACUAUCUGAGGAAGUUGUUCUUAAAAAGAGUCUCAGGUGGGGUUUCAACGGCCCUCCGGCAGUUCCGAUGGCUCUCCUGGAAGAACUGGCUGACGACUCUUCGCGAGCCUCUUUGGUUCUUCUUCGAGAUCUUCGUCCCGCUGGUUUUCGUCUUCGCUCUUCUACUUCUCAUGCUCGUCUGGGUGAAUUUUCUCUCGAAAUUUAUAUAAUUUCAUUUACCUUCAGCCUUUGAAAAAAAAAACGAGCACUAAAUGAAAAGAAAUACACAUUCAAAGUUUUUGCAGCCAGAGUCAACUUUGUGGAAAAAUGAGAAAUACCCAUCAGUCCUUCUUGAGAAAAGCACGCCGAUCCUCUCGCAAGUCAGAAAGGUCGGCUGCAGUCCGUAUGGAAGCUACAAACUCGCUGUGAAGUCAGUCGAAACGUGAACGCGAAUCUUCAGAAUGUAGCAUUUUCAGAGGAAGUGAAGACGACCAGAAGUUGUUGAGGCUGACAACAGAAAUAAAGAAGUCACUGGAAAGAAAAGGAAGAAUGAAAGUCGAAUGGGUACGUUGAAAUGCAUGCUCGUAGUCGCGGUUGGAAUGGCUCAAAGUUUCGCGGUCGCGUUGCGGUUGGAGUCAAGUCUAUACUCGAACCCGCAUUGAACAGUUUACCGUAUAGUUCAGUCUUUGAAUUUAUAAUUCGAGCCAAUUAAAAAAAAAAUUCAGCUGGAGAGAGAAAUGAAAUUUUGAAGGUGUUUUUCGAUAGCAGUGAUGAAAUGCUCGCCACCCUGGAAAUAAACCAGAUGAGCAGCAAUUGUGAAUCGUAAGAAUAUUUAGAAGCAAAGAAGACUCUGAAUAGCCUGUCAGGUUCAUCGGAGGGAUCGACGUCGAGAUGAACUCGGAGGCGGAUUCUUAUGCGUACAGCAUCUUUCUGCCGGACACGUUAGAUGACGGAUCCUGGGAAUCGCCGUCGGAAUGGCUUCCAAGCCAUCUGAUGAACGCCGAUAUUCACACGUGAUUUCAGAAACAGUUUUGAAGACAAAGAACCCUUUAAAGGCCGCCAUCGAACUCUCCGUACUGGCCUACUGGAUACAUUACCUUGCAGUUCAACAUUGAAUCCUUCUUCGUCCAGGUUUUGUAAUCCCCUUUGUAAAAUGUCUCUUUUCUCAGGAGAUUUCAAAGUCGAACAGCAACGAGACGGAAGACCUGCCGGCUGUCUACGUGCAGAGACUGACCGAGCCCCUCAUCGUCAACAACAAGUUCACUUCUAUGACGUCCAAGGUGACGCUUCUCUGGGUCAUUUGCGGCUUCUCGGUCAUGCUCCACACUGUUCGCGGGAUCAGUGCCGAACGCCAGAACAGCAAAGUUUUUUCUCCCGUUAGGAAAACACGCGAAGACGGUUCUUCAGCCAUCCCUCUCUGCUAUGGGACUGUCGACGUCGAUGUUCUACCUUUCCCACAUUGUCUUUGCCUUCUUCAAGAAUCUCCCGAUAUUCCUCUUCGCAACCGUCUCGAUCAGCAUCGAGUUAGAAGUUUGAAUCUUAUUGAAAUCUCGUCUUCGAAUAUUCGAAUCUUCAGAUGUCUCUCAAACUCGUCCUUCUAGCUGAAGCACUUAUCUACGAACUGGCUAUAAUUACAGUCGGGGCUUUUGGCUCAGCGCUUUUCUUCUCUUCUGAUGCCGCUGUGAUAGGUAAGAAUUUGUGAGAAAAGAACGUUUAAAGUUAAUAUAUUGCUUUGAAAUCGUUAAGCAUUCACAAAGAAAAAAGUGAAGGAAAGCUCUACAAAAAGGUAUCUUAACCUCGAAUUAAUUAAAUUUUCGUUUGGGAGCUCUUGCGUCAAAAAGAUGAUUAUUCAUCUGUUAAAUAGAAAAAGCAGUUUUUUUCAAAUAAAGAUAAAAAAAUAAAGUUUUUUUAAGGAAAUUUAUUUGAAUUCCUCAUUUCAGUUGUUUCUGGAACCUGGAUUCUAUCCUAUAGUUUUACCAUGCUGGAUCCGUCACCAGACGAGUUCUGGAGCAACUUCUUCAACACUUUGAACAUCAACGGCGCUGCUCAGUUCGUCAUGAACUCUUUGAGGGACGUCGUCAGCAAAUGUUUGGUUCCAUUUCAUAACCUAGCAGUCCUGAUUGUUCAGCUGAAAGUUGGGAUGCAGUCUUCGGAGCUGGCGACCAUCCAAAAGAGUUUCACUGUGGGAUUGCGAUGGCUCUCCAACUGUUCAUUUGUCUCCUUUUCUUCGUUUCAACUGUCUUGGUGGACAAGGCGUGCAAUUCGAAAGGAAUGAAGUGGACACAGGUUUUUUCAUUGAUAAGACUGCACUGGCCCUUUAUCAUUAAAAAGAGAGCAAGGGAAGAGAUAAAAAGUUAUACUUGAUACAGGGAAAGUUUCUAGAACGUCUAAUUAUGUUACUUGAUAUUAUCUCUCUACCAAAUUUGAAUGCGAUUUUCCAAUAGUUUCCAAAGAUUCAAACACAAGAUUAACCAAGUAUAUUGUUGAAAAAGUGACCAUUUAUUUUUUUUGGAUGUAGAGAAAUUUUAAAAAUUUUAGCUCUUCACUGCUUUACGAAGCUUCUUCCAAAAUACGCAGAAAAGUAUUUCUUUAAAAACCACAAGUCGCUAUGAGUUCAUCGACGAGCGCCUAGAAACUCUGGACGGUGUUCAUCUCAAAGACAUCUUCAAGGCAAGUUCUUUUCGUUCUAAUCCAUUCUCUCACCAGCCUUAUCGUGCACUUAUUUGGUAAAAAAAUCAGUCAAAAUGAGGACUUUUUGGAUUAUCAGUCUUCAUUAUGAUAAAAAAAGCUUAGUUAAAGUUAAAUUAAUCAGUAAAAAUAAUAUUAGGUUGGUAACUAAGUUUCCGAUAUUUUUGGUGUAAACAAACUUUAUUAUGUUUAGUAGAGGAAUAAAGGAGCAAACUUCAGAAUUAUUUUUUAUGGGCAUCUAUGGUCUGUUGCCUGGGCAGAGCAUGAAUGCCCUGCCUCCAGAAUGUGGUGGACUGUGCCUUGAACCAGUUGGUCAACCAGGGUCCGACUUGCUUCUCGUCGUCGAAUUUCUGCUCCGUGAGGGCUCGUUGAAGAUGGGAGAAAAGGUGAUAUUCAGAAGGGGCAACGUCAGGGGAGUGUGGUGAAAGAGAUAAAACAUGCCAUCCGUACGUCUCCAGCUCAGCCUUCGUCGAUCAGGCUGUGUGUGGUCGAGCGUUGUCAUGUUGGAAGUAGUGAACGGCCUGAUUCCCGCGUCUGUUUUCGACGCUGAGUCUCAGCUUUCGCAGCUGGCUAGUGUAGGUGUUGGCGUUGAUGUACGUCCCGUUUGGUAAAAGUUUCCAGAACUCCACGCUUCGAACCGACCUCCAGCCCGACAACAUGACCUUUUUCGCGUGUGGAGCCGGUUUAGCGACGUCUUAUGCCUUUUCAUCUUUGUCUACUCACUGAGGACGGCUCUCAGCAUUAUUAUGAGGGACCCACUUUUCAUCUCCAGUGAUAAGGUUGUCCAGCCAUCCGUGCGUUCUGUGGAGAGGGAGAAGAGAAAGAGCCAUGUAGACUCUGCGAUCCUUGUCUUAGUCGGUCAAUUGGUGGGGUUCUCAUCGGCCCAUCUUUUGGACCUUUCCGAUUUUUGUCAUUCCUUUUAAGAUAUCGACAUGGCUCACCCGCAGUGUGGCUUCCAAUUUCCAGGUGGUUAGAUAAGGAUCAGCUUCAACUUGGUUCCGCAACAGGUCCAGAUCCAACUCGGACGGCCGACCCGACCUCUCACCUUCAGACAUGAAAAAACUCCUUUCGAGAACUUGUUGAACUAAAGGCUGGUGGUGCUUUGAGAGGGCGCAUGCUCGUUUUAUGCGUCCUUGAUAUGACGUUCUUUAGCAGGUUGAUUGCUGUCAGAAAGAAACAGAAACAAAAGUAUGUGUAAAAAGUUCGUUCGGUCGGGGAUGAAUCUAUGGGGCAUCCUAAAAGGGGAACAAUGAGGAGACUAAAUCUACCAGUUGUUCACGUACAGGGGACUUUCCUCCUACUAGCAUGCCUAGUGGCAGAACAAUUAGUCCAUUCAGUAAAACGCGGGAGCUAACCAAAAACACACCUCAAAAAUAUCGUCGUAAACUUAGUUACCAACCUAAUAGUUCCUAAUUAUCAAUUUCAGAAAUAUUCUUCGACUAACGAGAUAGCCGUGAAUGGCAUCACCCUGAGUGCCUUGAAAGGACAAAUCUCGGUUUUCGCCGGUCAUAACGGGGCUGGGAAAAGCACGACUUUCUCGAUAAUUGCAGGCCUUCUGAGACCUUCUUCUGGUGAUUUAGCUACCUUGAUAGAAAAGUUUCUUCAUGACACUGAUUUAUCAUCAAAAAAUGAUGUAGGCACAUCUUUCAGAAGUUUUUUGAAAACUCGCGAAAGAUUAGAGAUGAGAUAAUCAUUUCCAAACACUUCUACAAACUUCUAAAUAUCCAAUGAGAAAAAGUCAGUUUCACAUCUUAACCUAGGCACUCUGAAAUUUGUCGAUGACGGCAAAAUCUAUUCCGAAUCUUCAUUCCGACGAGAAAUCGGCAUUUGUCAGCAGUCGAACGCGUCCUUCGAAAGGUCUUCCAAAUUAAAUUUCUCGUCAAAAUCGAAAUAUUUUUCAGGUUAACAGUCAGGGAACAUUUGCUUUUGAUAGCAUUAUUGAAAGGCGGAAAUCGGUCAGAAUGCCUAGAAGAAGCUGAAAAAAUACUGAACGCUUUGAAACUCGAAAAUCAAGCUGAUAAGGUAUCGAAAUCUAAUAUUUUCUUCGAAAAGACACAUAUUUUCGCAGUUUCCUUCGAUGUUGUCUGGAGGCAUGCUACGGAAGCUCAAUAUUGGAAUGGCCUUCAUGGGAGAUCCGAAGGUCUGUCGAAAAAAGAAAUUUUAUGUUUCAAAUUUUAUCCGGCUUUUUUAUACUAAUCUUUUUUUCACAUUCAAUAUAUAGCGAAGACAAGAAAAAUUUGGCUUGGAUUUUUUUCAAAACAUUUUUGGUAUAAUCAAACGCCCAAUGACCAAUUCCCAGAGGGUUGAAAAACCGUGAUUUAACGGGGAUCUCAGAUCCGACUUUCGAAAAUUCCAUUUUUUACUUUUGGAAGCUUUCAAAAAAACACUAAAUAAGUAAAGCGACAAAAUUAAUCAAAAAUCGAAUUGAACGAGUAAAUAAUCAAAAAAAUUUUUUUAAAGAUCCGUUUCUCUCAUUGUGGCGCUACAUUUUUCGAAUAAAUUACAAUUUUAAUCUAUAAGAAGUUUUUUUAGUCCAAGUUUUGGAUCAAAAAUUCAUUAGAAACUCUUUAAAAUAUAUGAUAAAAGGGAGUUUUUGCCGAAAUACUUGAUGACGAUUUCCCAGGUGGUGAUUUUGGACGAGCCAACAGUGGGAGUGGACAUCGUGACCAGACAAGAAGUCCUCGAUUUGCUUUUGAAGGAAAGAUCUCAGAGGUUUCGACGGAUACAGAAAAGUGAAAGAAACAGUUCAGGACGAUAAUAAUGUCGACGCACGAUUUGGAAGAGGCCGAGUAUCUGGGCGACUGGCUUUUCCUCAUGCACCAGGGCAACAUUUUGGCCAACGAAAGCACGCAAAGUCUCCGUUCCAGGUCCGUUUGGCGCUGUCUUAAUCAUAAUUCUUGUUUAAUUCGAAGGUUUCAAACGAUAAAAGUGCGCGGGGUCACCAAAGAGUACAUUUCUGAGAUCUGCCCAGGAAUACAGGCUCGCAUCUACGGAUCAAACAAUACACACAAUGGAUGUGAAUUCUAUUCAAAAGACGUCGUGUUUUCAGAGUAGGCCAUCGAAAGAGAUUCGGAUCUAUGAAAAAUCGAUUCUAGGCUUAUUCUUCAAAAAUUAAAAUCGAUAACCGAUCCGGAGAGCUGUCAAAUGACAACCUCAUCUUUCGACAAGGUAGUGGGAAACGCUAAAAGUGGCUGAAAAUGUCUUUUUCAAAGAUAGUGGAGUUGCUGGAAGCUGAGGAAGCGCUGACGGCGUCCUCUUCCACUGUAAGAAUUUUUUGUUUUCAAAAUUCAGGUGGACACUAAAAACGCUAUAAACUGAUGAAAUAUCAUAAAAUCCGAAAAAUCUAUACAGGUAAGAAUUGAAGGUUUUUUUUUGGAUGUUAUUCAUAAAAAAUCACAACCAUUCACAAUGUUUGAGCCAUAAGAGGUCUAUUGAAAUGUGAAACUUCAAGAUUUCGCUCAUGUUUAAAAAACCCAGCCUUUUUUACUGUUCAUUUAGUUCAGGCUGCACUUCUCGCCUUUAAUAAAAUUCAAGCAGACUUUACUAAAAAAGCCUUUCUCUAGGUCAAUCUGUACAUUGGCGGAACCGGAGAAGAGCAGAAAAAUGAAGACGCAAGCUUCAUGAGGAAGUCUUCUCUCCGUGCCAAGGCCCUCCUGAGGAAGAAGAUGUUGGUCGCACGAGGCGGCAUCUCUUACCAUUCCUUCCAUUUCUUCCUUCCGUUUUUCAUUCUUCUAGCUUGUGCCGCUCUCCUACGGCUGACGUUCCAGAAGCAAAUUCUGACAGGUUUUUCAACCUCAACUUCGUCAAGAGCUCCAAGUUGUUGCAGAGCAAACAUUUCAUCUAACGAGUUCUUUUGAUGUCGUUUCCCAAGAUCCUGAGAAUUUCUCGAAGGACCCCAGGUUCGAAGAAAUCCUUCGAAACUUCCGACGUCUUCAGACUCCAAAAAUGAAAGUAAGUUGACCAUUUUGAAGAUUGAAAAUGAGGUUAAACUCGAAGAUUCGGGCCGUGGAUACUCUCUUCGAUCUCGAAAAACAUCAUGCGGUGAGUUUUUGAUCCUUUGCAAGUUUUACAGGUAGAGUGAGACCUAGUGAGACAUCAAAACUUUGGUGUAUCUGUAAAUAAUAUUAAUCCUUCUUUCUAGAAACAUUCUACUGAUGAAAAAAGGUGAUUCAAUAAAAAUUUCUUCUUGAUUCUUUUUUUAAGGAGUUCUUUUAAACUUUCCGAGUUAUUUCAAUUAGAAACGCUAUUUCCUUUAAAUGUAUCCGAUUUCUUCCUGAUCUCAGGAAAAAGAUAUAAUUUUUCCAUUCGUUUCAGCGUAUUUCUUGAAAAAAGAUCAGAGUGAAUUUGAAAAACUGGGUGACAUUUCAACUGCAAGGCCUGAACUGUUGUUGUUUCCGCAAAGUUUGACUCUAAUCGAUAACGUUAUCUGCAUAGAACUUCCUUAUACAGAAAACAAAAGAAGUUGACAGAGGGGAGUCGGCUUCGGCCUGGCGGGAGACCCGCGGGACAACAGCUGGACCGUCGCCGUCAGCGGCCGCUGCUUCAAAUGUCUGCCCGUGGCGCUGUCGAUGUACAACCAGGCGUUGGCGUCGACUUUGGCCGGGAGAAAUGUUACUUUUCGGCCAAGGCUGUUCACUUACAGUGCUUCCAGUAGUAGAGAACAGCAGGUUUUCAGACUAUCCUAAGGGAUAUUUUUAAGUGUGAAGUUUGGAAACCAUUAGAAAUAUUCUAAAAAGUCUAUUGGAAAAGAUUUAUCAUAAUCUCUACCUACGCAAACUUCAAGUUUUCGAGUUAUGUAUGAGUUCUUAAAAAGCGUGUUUAACACAGAAAUGUCCGAAAACUCCUGUUUUUGAAGAUCACUUUUUUAAAAUCAAACUUUUGGUAACAAUUAUGAGGAUCCUUCCUCUACUCGUUCAGAGAGAUAUUUCGAACAUAUGACGAAAAAUUCCUAACUUCACACAUAAAUGACCUAGCUUGUCAAGAAAAAAGCACCAGAAAGUGAUUUCCAGGGUCUCGUGUCGAAAGAAAUGGUCCAGUUGGUGGCCCCAACAUGGCUGGUUCUCUCUUUGUUGCUCAUCAUCAUGUCUUCCGCCAGGAUCCAUGUCAUUGAGAACAGUGAAAAGUUCAACACUUUGGUUUUCCUCCCAGACGUCUCCUUCCUCUUGAAGAACAACUUCAGAUGUCUCUAACUGGAAUAAAUCCAUUUUUCACUUGGUUCUUCACGGCUUUCGUCGACUUCUUCAUCUACACGGCAACCACUUCCAUCUUAUUCUGGUCCUGUUCUUAUUUGCUGGCGAUUAUUGAACCUCGUCAGAUCCUCAGGUUAAGCCGUUUAGCUUGAAAGAAGGUCAUUUCACUAAGAAAUCAGGAAUUGUCUGAAAAACAGUGCAAAAAUUCUUUGUGGAACCUCUCAUAAGUUCGCAAAAUAUUAGUUUCGGUUUUUCGAAAUCAUAUAGAAAUUCAGAGAAUGGUAAGGUAAAUUUGUCGAAAAUGCACACUAAAAUGACCGCUUCGACAACUCUUGAGUUUCAGACUCGUGCUCAUCGCCGACUUUUAUUUUCUCAGCUCGGUUUCCUUCGUCUAUCUUGUUGGAUCGAGCAGCUCUUCUGUGAACAAGGUGAGUACCCAAGAGUUAACUCUCUAGAGAUUCGCUUCAGACGGAAAUCUUCCUCAUUUCUUUCUUCAUGACGACCGCCGCAAUCUUUUCCAUCAUCCAAAGAUUUUACCACGCCUACUUGGGGUUAUCCAAUCCGGCAUUCUUCGAUGUUUGAAGAAGUUAUCUCGAAAUGGACAUUUCCCUUUUUCAGAGAACCUUCUCGAUUCUAUCUCCACUGUUAGUCGUCUGGAACUUAAUCAACGAAGAGAUUUGGAGCCCUCGGAAAGCCGCUGGACUCAUUUUCAAUCCGUAUACAGGUUUUGGUUGUCUUAGAAGUCGAUUCAGUUUCAAAUCAUUCAGAUUUGCCAAUACUGUUAUUCGGCUUGUUCUUCGUUUGGGUGUUCAUAAUUCUCGACUGGCGUUUCUGGAAGUUCUUCAGAUCGGAGAACGAAGAAUCGGAAGAAGACGCCUUGCAUAUCAAAGUUUGACACAUGAAUUGGUAGAAAAUCAGAAGUUGCAGGGCGUCGGGAAGACGUUGGGAGGCGUGACGGCGGUGGAGAACCUCAGCUUUGACGUCGCCAAGAACGAGUGCUUCGGGCUUCUCGGCGUCAACGGCGCCGGCAAGACGACGACGAUGAAGCUUCUGACGGGGCAGCUGGCCGCAGAAGGAGAGAUGAUUCUCUACAGGGACCGACCUCAUCAUUUCUCGGUCUCGGGAUGGUCAGAACUGCUCAGAAAUCUCGUUCUUUUUGCAGAAAACUAUCGGGUUUUGUCCGCAGUUUGACGCGCUGUUGAGAGACUUGACUGGGCGGGAGAACUUGGAGGUAAAUUGGAGUUUUUGUAGCGUAGUGUAAUAAAAAAUGGCUCUCAUAAAAAUUGCACCGCAAUGAUCGAAUCACCUUUUUAGCAAGAAAACUCCUGUUUUUCUUUGUUUUUGAUUUUUCCGCUAAUUCUUCGAAAGUUCCUGGUUAAUGAAAGAUUAUCUAGUUUUGCUUUGUUCGCGCGUAGAAUCCAAAAUUUUUGAAAACGGUGAACUUAGUUUUUUUUUUUUUCAAAGUAUUAGAAGUAUGCUAUUCCAAAAAAGAAAACAUUUGGUCAAACUUAUGAAUGGCAAACCUCAGGUACUUGCCGAGAUGAACGGGAUCGUCGGAGCUAGGAUAAAAGUGAGAGAAGUCCUGCUCAAAGUCGGAAUGCUGCGUCACGCCGACAAGGCUAUCAAAAGAUACAGGUAUCCUUCCCAAAGUGGACACUUAACCAAUCCAACAUUCUUAAGUGGCGGAGAGAAAAGGAGAAUUUCGCUGGCCGCAGCUUUGUUGAUACGGAGCGACGUGCUCAUUUUGGAUGAGCCGACGUCGGGAAUCGACGCAAAGGUAGGAACUCAGUUUUGUGAACACGUCUUGAUGAAAAAAUAUUAGAUCCAAAAGAAAGGCGGAAUGAGGAAAAGAAUUCGAGUGCAGUUUGAAAUAUUGGAAAAAAGCGGAAAAAUUGAGAAGUUUUCAUUACCUAGAAAAACAGGUUGCUUGAAAAUGCCUAUUCUCCUAAUAUGAGAAGCUAAAGACUUCAUUGAAACUAUGAAGAGACUCUGGAACAUGGAAUGAAAUACAGAGACAAGAGAAUCAAAAUCAGUAAAUCUUCGAAAACAUUUAGUCCCGAAUGGAAAUCUGGAAGGCGAUCGAAGAGACGAGACAAAGCCGAUCAGUAGUGCUGGCCUCGCAUUCGAUGGCCGAAUGCGAAAAACUUUGCACCAAAAUCGGCUUCCUCAGAAAUGGCCGAAUCGACAAGGAGGAUGUCGACUUUGUCCAGUCUUUCAUUGACAAGUAGGACUCUUUUCGCGGGAAAAAUUGAGUUUUGACAUUUCAAAAAGCUCUUUUGGGAACAAAAUCAACUUGUAACGUAACAAAACUUGGCACUUUCAUUACAUAUCCGAUUUAAAGACACAACGAACUGCUGGUCACGUUCCUCAGCGACGGUCCAGACUUUCUCGACCCAGAGUUCGCCAUAAAAGUUUACGAAACGUAAGGAUUUCUGCUCUAGAUUUAAUUCAAAAUCAAAAGGCCCCAGGUUCUCAUGGGCAGUCAUUUUGCGGAUUUCGCGUCGUGAAAUGCGUUUCCGAGUGCCAAAGACAGAUUUGACGCUAGAGGAGGCGACGUUGUUGGCUGUCAGACUCGCCAAAAGUUCAAAAGUAGGCGUUUUAUGAAUCAACAAAAGAAGGAAAUCUUCGAGUUCAAAAAACCAACCCAAAAUCGUCAAAAGCUUUUCUUUCAAAAAAGUUCAACUUUUGGGGUCUCUACCGAUAGGAAAAACUCAGCUGCAAAAUAUUUUUGCUUCAGUAUUCAGAGGAUGAUAAGUUGUUCGUUAUAGCUUCAAAAGUCCUUGUUCACCGCCUAGUCGAUUACAUCUAUGACUAAAACUAACAAAAAGAAUGAUUUGAUUCAAAAUGCAAAACGGAUCUCGCGGAAUCACUUUGAACACGUCAUUAGAAUAUGAUGACUUUUGAAAGUAGAAUGAAACUAACUCGAAUCGAUGGCGCUCCCUGGAUAGCUGCCAAGUAGAACUUCUUGCCUGUUUUCCAUCAUUUCCACCUCAAAAUUAUAUCGAUAAACCUUUGUCAAAAUUAUUUUGUAGACGAUGUAUAUAGAAAAAGAGAAACGAAAAAAAUUCAAAAACGGAUAAAAUGAGAUUGCGCGAAAGAUGAUAAUGAUCAAAACCAGGGAUAUUUUUUUUCCUUGAGGUAGUAACUAAGUAAAAAAAUUCUAAAAAUAAAAAAAAAGUGAAAGUCAAAAUGUAUAUUUGCUAUUUCGGCUGGUCUAUGGAUUCCAAUUUUACAAACGGUGACGACUUGUAGGGUGGCCCAUCGUCCCAAUUUUCUCUCUUAAACUAGUUCAAAAAAAUAGUGAAAAAAAUUUCGGAGUAUAGUCGAUGUGCCACAAGUUGAAAUUUCAUGGAACGACACUCCGCUGUUUCGAUUUUGUGCGGUAGCGCGCAUCUGGCGAAUUUGCCAACUUCGGCCACGCUAAUUUUUUUUUUGGUUUUCAUUCUAAUUUCGAUCGUUUUUUUUAUUGUUGUAUUUCUUUAAAAUGUAAUAUUAUCGUUGAAAAGGAUUGCGUUGUACAAAUGUAAAAGAAAGAACACAGUAAAUUUCAUGAUGUUUCUCGAAAAAAGCGAUUAAAAAAAAGUUUGAAAAACUUCAUGUAUUCUUCAAUCGCUUUGAUAUUGUUUUUCUCGUUUCUCAAAAAAGUUUUCAAAGACUUACCAAAAGGAUUUGCGGGUGAAACGCCACAAUAUUCUACAAUAGUUUCUGUGUUUUUUUUAAGCCAUGUUUUAAUGUUUUCAUCGUUUUUUUUUCUGUUUGCAGUCGUUUUUUUUUAAAUAAAAAUUCGUCAAUGUAGAAACAUUCAAUUUUUUUAAAAUCAUUCACUGUGUAUUUUAUUUCUGAUUGUAAUAUUUUUUUACAUGAUUUGAAAUGAAAAAAAGAAAUGUCGAUAAAGGCUCAAUGAAGGUAAAAAUAACGGAAUAUAUUGAACAAAAACCAAAGACCAUCUCAUGAAAAAAACUUUCAAAUAUUAUAAACGCAUUUUUUUCGCUUAAAAUUCGAAAAAUUACUCUACUUUAUUUUUUUAUCAAUGAAACAGUCUAUCCUCUAGAAAAGAUAAUUAUGAUUUUGGCGCGAAGAAAACUAUUACAACAUAAUUAAAAUAAUGAACAUUUCGAAUAAAACAAAAAAAUGGAAAGCGCGACCGAAAUUCGCAAAGGCAAGGCGCUUUCACGGCCACGGCCACCCAACGGAGUGUCGUUCCAUGAAAUUUCAAGUCGUGGCACAUCGACUAUAUCUUGGGUUGCAAUGGCUCUGAUUGUCUGCGCUCUCCCUCAAACAGGCACUGUUUCUAUUCUUAUCGUGUCAGAACCUUUUUUCGAUUGCUCAUGUCAGUCGUGUCGAGAAAAUAAACCUAGAUUUCUAUCAAAAAGAGUAAAAAAACAAUAAGAAUGAAGAAGAAAAGUAUGAAAAAGAAAGAAAAGAGAACACGGAUCUAUGGAGGAGAUUUGAUAGAAAGGAUAAGGUCUAACAUGUGAUUUUGAAAAAAAAAACUUACAGUAGCGAGAAUGCGUGAGGCAACAAACGGUUUUUUAACGAUAACUCCGCUGAAAAUAAUUGGUUUGAUCUGAAAUUUUGCAGGAAUUUAUUAAUCAGAGUGACCAACAAUAUUGCAUAAAAUAAUCAUCCUACUCAAAGUCAAGGCUGAGAAAAACGCUUUUCAAAAAAAUUCAUGAAACUUGAAAAACUGUAUUUAUGAUAAAUGUAUCCGUUUAGAUUCGUUUUCCAUCAGUCGAAUCCUUCAGAAAACGCUCUUUUUUUCUAGAAACGAGGCGUCAAAACGUUCGUGGAGCCGUGCAGACUGAGCGACGUGCUGUUGGCACGAUUCCAGCGCGAGAAGCAACCCGAAAAAGCUGCGGAGACGCUGAUCGACUUUCAAAGCGAAGUACACAAAAAAUUGGCAGAAGACCCUAUUGUACUACGAUCCUACAGCAAUCCGGAGACAUAUCGCCGAUUAAAAUAA
Messenger RNA from Caenorhabditis auriculariae, 13638 nucleotides. The record is from the annotation of a GenBank genome assembly. Lineage: Eukaryota; Metazoa; Nematoda; Chromadorea; Rhabditida; Rhabditidae.